Leguminivora glycinivorella is the source of this 2312-nucleotide messenger RNA. Its product is annotated as hemicentin-2-like. The record is from RefSeq and is a predicted model, not a curated record. Gene Ontology annotation, molecular function: protein binding. Lineage: Eukaryota; Metazoa; Arthropoda; Insecta; Lepidoptera; Tortricidae. The transcript is spliced from 13 exons. Bases 169 to 1629 code for a protein of 486 amino acids.
UCGGCGCGCGCGCACCGUAAAUUCAAAGUUUUUUCGGCGUUUCGUUAAGAAUAGUGCAUUAGAAGUUACAAAAUCAUAGAACGAAAUUGUAGUUACUUACUUAUAAAAUAACAUUUAGAAUUUAAUUAAAAACUGUAACGUAAAAAACGCGAAGGACGUUGGACGUGUAUGAAAUCCAACGAAAGACUACGUUUAAACAUGGAAACACACUGUAUAGUGAUUACAAUACUGACGAUAAGUUCAGUGUACUGUGACAGUGUGUUCAAAAGUAUUCCCGUGACUGUAAAAACUUAUGAGAAUGACAGUGUGCUGCUGCCCUGCUAUAUUCAUGACACAGACGUCGACAUUCGUGUUCGGUGGUACAAAGGCGACACCCUACUCGGAGACAGUCGCGACCCCCACCAUCUCCUACCACCGAGGACGAGACUCCACGCCAACUACAGUCUGGAGAUCAACGACCUUGUAGCUGAUGACACUGCUGAGUACACUUGUGAGGUGAUCCGACCUAAACCAUGGGGCCCUAUUAAACAGACGCACGCCAUAGAAGUUCAGUCUUCACCCGUGAUCAGAACGAUACCAGAAGAUGGGUUCCUCGAGGUCAAGAAAGGGGAGUUUGUGGACAUCGGCUGCGAGGCUAGCGGCAUCCCACAGCCUUAUGUCACUUGGAAGAAGAAUGGGGAGCCCAUGGCUUUGAUAGAACAUCGGAACCGCAUCAAAUUUAAGGCUGAGCACCGUUUGCUGGCCGGUGUGUUUCGCUGUACGGCGGAAAAUGGGGUUGGAGACCCGGCUACAGCUGACAUUCGAGUCAUCAUUCACGAUGCUCCCGUUGUGACUGCUGUGCGUAGUUUUGUCCACACCGCAGUCGGACUGCGAGCGGCGUUGGCGGCGCGAGUAGAAUUCGCGGCUCCGAUGCCGCGAACCACGUGGUACAGGGACGGACGUGCUGUACACACUGAUGACAGGAUACACAGGGUAGUCCAUGACAACGUACACCAGCUGAUAUUCCGACGAGUCCAGGCGAGGGACCUGGGGAACUACACCUUCCGAGCCGAGAACUCGCUCGGUAUGGCCGAUGUCUCCUUCAAACUCACAGGUGUACCGAACGUGGCUUCUUUCAAGGUGGACCCGGCGCUGAACAAGGCCACUUCUACCGGCUUUACCCUCAUCUGGGAGGUCGACUCAUACUCCAAUAUCAUUGAAUACAACCUGUGGCUGCGACCGUACUACGGUCGAUUGGCGACAGAGCCUGACAGCUUCACUACACAGUCACCGGCCAAUCUCUGGCACAAGAUCAUCGUGCCCGGAGACUCCAGUGAUGGGCCAAUUCACAGUGCAACUUACACAGUGCGAGGUCUCACGCCUUCGACUGUCUAUGAAGCAAUAGUCACGUCAAGAAACAGUUUCGGCUGGAGCAAACCUUCGUCAGUCUUGCAUUUUGCGACUGAACCUGGAGCGGGAAACUAUUCUCCAGUAACCCACGAUUACAACGACUUCCCAAUAAUCCUCGAAGACCCGAAGGAAGCCCACAAUUUGACACAAGCCAAGGUCACCUACGGUGCCGGAUCGGCGGUCCGGCCAGCGGCCAUUUUGGUUUCAUUUGUAAGCUGCAUUGUGAUUGGUCGAUUUUGAGAGCGUUAGCUUAUUGCUAUUGAGUUUAAAAUUUAGAAUCGCUAGGUUUAGAGUUGAAAGGAAAGACACUAGUGUUGCUACGUUUUCAUUUCAAUAAUUUCUUCUCUGUACCUACCUAGAUUUGCAAAACUAUUUUUAUAGAUUAUUAUAUUUGUAGAUACAGUGGCGUCAUCUAUUUUCGUUUAACUUUUACUAUCUGUUUUUUACAAAGACAUAUUGAUAAUUUGAUAUGUCCUCUUAACUACACACACACACACAUUCGUGGACACGUAUGCUAUAGCAUACGCGUAGUCAUUUGUUUCCUUUGGUCUAUGACAGAUGACGUCACUAGCCGUCCGUGAACGUGUUAAGCAAGCGAGUGUGAAAGAGAAGGAUGACAAAAGUAUCGUUUUAUAUGUAAUUAUUGAAUGUAUAAUAACUAAAAUAUAUUGAUUGAAACUUGAGCCGUUUCAAGUGCUCGGUCUACCCAUUUUGGGAAUAAAGGUUUGAAUUUGUCUGUAAUGUGUAUGCUAAAAUAAAUCUGUCUGAAUAAUUAAACUGAUUUUCAACAAUAAAAUUGAUUUAUCUUGAAAGUUUAUAAGUAUGUUCUUUCUUGAAAAUUUAAUAUAUUGUAAUAGGCUUAAGGUUAGGUAUAAUCUUUAACAAAUAUUUUUGGAAUAAAAUUAUUGAAGCAAAAUGAAAUG